AUGUCGCUCGCACGAACAAUCAACUAUAUCCGAAAGGAAGGAAUCAAAAAGUUCUGGAGGGAUUUGAACUACAUCGGUGACGCCAAAUCCGGUCGUCUUGUCGGUGUUGACAGGAAUGGCAAUAAGUAUUACGAGAACCAUAACGAGCUCAACUUGAGACAUCGUUGGGUCGACUACGCUGCCGAUAACGAAUUCAACGCAUCGCAGGUGGAUCCUCUGUGGCACUCUUGGUUGCACCAUAUUCGUCAAUUGCCACCACAUGAAGAUCCUGGUAUUCAGAAGAUGAGUCAGAGCUGGAUGACCACCCCACGAGAGAACAUCACAGGUACUCGAGGCGGUUUCAAGACUUACAACACUGUCAAGCCUAAGACCUCGGCAUGGGAGCCAAAGGUUGCUGAGCGAGGAUGA
Ustilago hordei is the source of this 408-nucleotide messenger RNA. RefSeq lists its product as uncharacterized. Lineage: Eukaryota; Fungi; Basidiomycota; Ustilaginomycetes; Ustilaginales; Ustilaginaceae. Gene Ontology annotation, cellular component: membrane. Gene Ontology annotation, biological process: mitochondrial respiratory chain complex I assembly; response to oxidative stress. The coding region runs from base 1 to 408 and encodes 135 amino acids. The record is from RefSeq and is a predicted model, not a curated record. The transcript has 4 exons.